Rhinichthys klamathensis goyatoka is the source of this 1250-nucleotide messenger RNA. It is a transcript of the gene fhl5, whose product is annotated as four and a half LIM domains 5. Lineage: Eukaryota; Metazoa; Chordata; Actinopteri; Cypriniformes; Leuciscidae. Gene Ontology annotation, cellular component: nucleus; Z disc. The record is from RefSeq and is a predicted model, not a curated record. Bases 101 to 943 code for a protein of 280 amino acids. The transcript is spliced from 6 exons. Gene Ontology annotation, molecular function: transcription coregulator activity.
GUAUUUAUAGAGGGUCAUUUUAAUGCAUCCACUCAAUCACUGGCCGUCUCUCCCUGCAGCCCCUCAGAAGCUCAUUGAGUAACUGAAGACAUAAACAACGAUGUCUACGGAACGAUUUGACUGCCAUUACUGCAAGGACACUUUGCUCGGAAAGAAAUACAUCCUUAAGGAGGACACACAAUAUUGCACGAAAUGCUAUGAGAAUCUGUUUGCUAACUGCUGUGAGGUGUGUUCUUUGCCGAUUGGGUGCAACUGUAAGGACCUUUCCUACAAGGACCGGCACUGGCAUGAAAACUGCUUCAAGUGCGCCAAAUGCAGUCGAUCAUUGGUGGAAAAACCAUUUGCUGCUAAAGAUGACCUUAUGCUUUGCACCGAGUGCUAUUCUCAUGAGUAUUCUUCCAAGUGCAGCACCUGCAAGAAGACUAUCAUGCCAGGAUCACGAAAAAUGGAGUACAAAGGGAACAGCUGGCAUGAGACAUGCUUUCUGUGUCAACGCUGUCAGCAGCCAAUAGGAACCAAGUCCUUCAUCCCUAAAGAUAACAAUUACUUCUGUGUCCCUUGUUUUGAGAAGCAAUUCGCCUACCAGUGCUGUGCUUGUAAAAAAUCCAUUACAACUGGGGGUGUCACUUAUCUCGAUAAGCCCUGGCACCGCGAGUGUUUCACUUGCAUUGGAUGCAAGAGACAACUGGCAGGUCAGCGCUUUACCUCGAGAGAAAACUACCCAUACUGCCUGGAUUGCUUCAGCAAUCUGUAUGCCAAGAAGUGCGUGGGCUGCACUAAGCCAAUUACUAGCUUGGCAGGUGCUAAGUACAUCUCGUUCGAAGAGCGGCAGUGGCACAGUGAGUGUUUCACGUGUAUGCAGUGCUCUGUGUCUCUGGUGGGCCGUGGAUUCCUCACCCAGCGGGAUGACAUCCUGUGCACCGACUGUGGAAGGGAGAAGUGAUGAGCUCCAGGGUCAGACAACCACAACAGCAGCACAGUCGUCCAACUGUUGCAGGAAAGUUAUUGAGGGCAAAAUAGAUUUAGAUCUGGAUUUCUGCUCACAUAAAUGGAAUGAUGAAUAAACAUGAACAAUGAAUAGAUUAAUUAUCUGUGUCGCCUGCUGAUUAGGAUGCUUAAUGUUUUGUUUAAUAAGAUUACGAAAAUUGUCCUUAUAAAGCAUGGAAUAAUAUUGAAAAUGUUUGAAAAGUUCAAAAGUUCAAGCACACACAAAGUGCGCUUUUAGUCAAUAAACUUAUGUUUUCUUCUUG